Messenger RNA from Polypterus senegalus (gray bichir), 5011 nucleotides. It is a transcript of the gene gsg1l, whose product is annotated as gsg1-like. Lineage: Eukaryota; Metazoa; Chordata; Cladistia; Polypteriformes; Polypteridae. The transcript is spliced from 5 exons. The coding region runs from base 104 to 997 and encodes 297 amino acids. The record is from RefSeq and is a predicted model, not a curated record. Gene Ontology annotation, cellular component: plasma membrane.
UUUGAUGAUUACUAUUUUUGAAUGUUUUUGAUCGCUUUUUGUAUUGGUGUGGCUGCUGCGUUUUCUGAUCAUUUUGUGGUAGGGGAACAAGUUCGGGGAGACCAUGAAGACAACUCGGAAAUGUCGAGCACUCUUGGCCGUGGGUUUGAAUUUGGUGGCUCUGUUCUUUUCGACGACUGCUUUCAUCACGACUUAUUGGUGCGAGGGGACGCAGAGGGUCCCUAAACCGAACUGCAGCAAAGACAGGAAACACAACUGCAUCAACUAUAACGGCAACGAUACCAACCAGAACAAAGUGCACUACAGCUGGGAGACUGGAGACGACAGAUUCCUCUUUCGACAUUUCCACACCGGGAUCUGGUAUUCGUGUGAGGAGAACAUCAACGGAGGAGGUGAGAAGUGCAGGAGCUUUAUUGACCUGGCGCCAGCAUCUGAAAGAGGUGUCCUUUGGCUGUCCGUCGUGUCCGAGGUGUUGUACAUCAUGCUGCUUGUAGUUGGUUUCAGUUUAAUGUGCCUGGAGCUCCUUCACUCGAGCAACGUGAUCGAUGGACUCAAGCUGAACGCCUUUGCAGCGGUUUUCACUGUGCUUUCAGGUCUCUUGGGGAUGGUGGCCCACAUGAUGUACACACAGGUGUUCCAGGUGACUGUCAGCCUGGGGCCUGAAGACUGGAGGCCGCACACUUGGGAUUAUGGCUGGUCCUUCUGCCUGGCAUGGGGGUCUUUCACCUGCUGCAUGGCAGCCUCGGUCACCACCCUGAAUUCCUACACCAAGACUGUCAUUGAAUUCCGGCACAAGCGCAAGAUGUUUGAGCAGGGACUCCGUGAAGAACAGACUUUCAUUGACCAGGAGGCCAUCAGCUACUACCGCGAUCGCUCAGUCCAGUCCAUCUCCAGCUCUGUAGAAGUGUUUCCCGGAGGGGGAACCAAAGCAAUGGUCCCCGCUGCUUCCAUGGACAUGGGCGAAAUCCGUGAGUCUCUGGGGGAGGAACAGUGCUGAGAGCACCGAAAGCUCAAGGAUGGAAUGGCACCAUACCUGCCAGCUUGGACUUCCUUCACCCUCAUUUAACUAAUGGAACGGUCACUUCCAGGGCAGCUCACACACAAAGUGUGUCCAAAAAAACAAUAGACAUGGACUUCACAGACAUGGCUGGAUGUCUCUCAUGCACUAUUAUUAGUUUUUAAUUCUAAUAACAAUAGAGACCUUCUUAAUUUUCAAUCCAUAUGCUGAACUUUCUUUAUUUUGUCCCAGAGAAGGGAUCAUUCAGCCUGGUGGACGGCCGGCAUCUGGAUGUCAGAGUAGCACAGAAGCCCAGACUGAUGUAUUUUUUCUUUCAUUUCAGAGUUGCAUUUUAUUUUUUUAUUUUUUUUUUUUCCUUUCUUCUUUUCACAACUUGCUUAGCGUGUCAGUUUUUCUUUAUUCUAUAAGAGGUGAAUUUGUCCCUUUUAAUAAUGACGAGCCACCUGAUAUUGAUGUCAUUAGGGUGUGACUGAGGGGAGUGGGUGCCCAAUUAUUUCAGGUCCCCGUGCCAAAUAAAAAGAAAGCAAAUUGGGUUCUCGAAGGUGGAACCGGGCCCCGCCUUCCUUUGCACGUGCCAGCGUUUCAAAUUGGGUAUGUCAGCCUGCCUGGCAGCUAUGGCACUCCAUGAAUGGACCCUCAUCUCUUCAAUGCUUUGCACACUGUUGGCUGUUGGGGGGGCAUUCCCAGAAUGUUUUUUUUGCAGCAGAGCUUUGCCCACCAAAAACAAUUUAAAACCAAGAUGGCUUCAGGGUAUGCCCUCACUUCUUCCAGUCUGAGGUACACGGGACAAAGCAAGCCACUUUAAAGCACCAGAAAGUAAAGGAUGCUGGGAGAGACGUUCUCUAGGAACCUUUAAUAGAUUUUAUUUUUCUGAAGUGGAAUAAGAAGAGCACUGGUUGUUGCCCUGCCUGCCUUCCUUUAUUUAUUUAUUAUCAUUAUUUUAUUUAAUUAAUUUUUUUUCCAGGCUGACACACACGUGUUAAAAAGCCUGGCAGAUGCACAAACUCCGAGACGGGCACACGCCGGGGCUGCCAGCUCUAGUAAGAGAAAUGAAAUCAAGCCUAAAAUAAGCACAUUACUUUCGAGCCAAAAGAUGGCACUGCCUGGCGCUUCACAUUAACUCAUUUAAAAAAACAAAAAAAAGAAAGUGUUGUCUUCAUUGCAAUAUUCAUUCAAUUUUUCAGCCCCUUCUUCCUCUUCUUCUUCUUCCUCAUUUAUUAAAAUAUUUCAAGUUGUCCUGUGCAGUGAGCUCUUAUUGUUUAACUGGCACCGACUCUCCAGACAGACUUCACUUUAUAUAGUAGCUUACUGUACUGAACACCAUCCCAACUCUGAUAUACUCGCUUUUAGGACAAGGUGAGCACCGAAAGGUCAAGGGACUCUUUAUAAUCCAUUUUAGCCUCUGGGGGGAACUGCACAAACUGCAGUAAAUACCAUUCCAAGGGGCUAUACAUGUACAUUGUUUUACACAUAGAGAUCACUGCCAAUUGACUCUUAACUGCUAAGGGGCCACACUUACCUGAAUUAAUCAUGAAUUUAACCUGAUGUCAUGGGGCAUGACAGAUUUGCCCACCGAACUCACUGAUCUCUCUCUGCAGCCUGAAGCCUCCACCCUGGAGCUCCAAGGAGGUGUAAUUAACUUAGAUGGCAGUAUUUGGCAUUAUUGGAGUCAGGUAACCCUCCCACAAUUCUGAUCAUAACCAUGCUGUAACUAGCAGGAGCUCUGGAGAUCUGCAGCUAAACUCUAUUGGUGCCUGUUUGAGUCAACACCACCUACUUGGGCCACCCAUUGGAGUCAACCCCACCUACUUGGACCUCCCAUUGGAGUCAACCCCACCUACUUGGGCCACCCAUUGGAGUCAACCCCACCUACUUGGACCUCCCAUUGGAGUCAACUCCAAUUAAUUGGACUGUCCAUUGGAGUCAACCCUACCUACUUGGGCCACCCAUUGGAGUCAACCCCACCUACUUGGGAUGACCAUUUGAGUAAAGUCCAAUUAACUGGACCGUCCAUUGGAGUCAACUCUACCUACUUGGACCUCCCAUUGGAGUCAAUGUCACCUACCUGGGCCGCCCAUUGGAGUCAACCCCACCUACUUGGAAUGACCAUUGGAGUCAACUCCACCUACUUGUAGCUCUAGGGUGGGGGCUUCAAGCUGCAGAGAGAUAUAUACUUGGAUCUCAUCAAAGAACCAUUUUAAAUUACACGACUAAAAUCACAAUUGCAUAACAUCCAGCUCCAUUCACUGCCUUUCCUUUUUUUAUUUUUAAUCUCUUUACCCCUCUUUUUAGCUCAUAAUUCCUAUACCCGUUUUCCAACUGAGACACCACACAGUCUAUGUCACAUGUCCUGACCGAGAGCCUAUCUUCCAAUACAGUGAAGCUCACUGAGAGCCAAUAGCAUGUUGCCUGACAGACAUGGCACAGUUCGAAUGGUCCCUGCUCUUUAAUUAUUUUUAUAAUUCUAUUUUGGUAUGUAAAACAUGAGAUAUCAGACAGACGAGCUCCUGUUCUGUUUGUGAGGUGUAAAACAGGCAUGUUUAUUAUUUGCUACAUUCUACGUGAUUGUACUUCCAAGCGAACAAUCGUUGGCUCAUUUGGUUGCCAGCCCUCCUGCGUAUACAGCCCACCUCCCCGACUAAUGUGAAAAUCCAACCUGUUUGAUUUUAUCAGAGCAAGUGGCAGGCUAUGUGGUGUCAGUCAUUAGGCAUGUCACAUUAGACGAUCGGCCUUAUGGGAACGCACUGCCAACUGCCUCCGACUGGCUAUGAUAAUAUAAAUGAAGGCUUUGACUGAAAAUCGCCUGAAAAGUCGUCUAAUUUGACCAGCGCUUCACAGGCACAGCACAGAUCAGGGGGUUUAAUAUUUUUAACAAGAUAAACACUCGCAGGUUAAGUUACUUAUACAGGGAAUGAGUGUGGCUGAUGGGUGAGGAUCAACCAAAAACCUUGUGCUUUAUAGACUAACUAGAUUUUCAUGAUUUCAAAACGAGACACAACUCCUUAAUCCAGCGAGUGUGUUAAGAGAGAAUUGAAAUCAAUUCAUAUUUCUCUGAGGUGUUUCAUGCGCCUUGUAAAAAACGUGCAUGAAAUCAAAGGGGGAAUUGGGUCCCCAUUUGCGUUUCGCCCAGCUAAAAAAAAAACGGGGCAUUCUGGGACAUUUCGUUACAUUCUGAAAUGCCACAAAUAAAAACAAGACAUGAUGCAUAAAAAUGGGUACUGUCCCGAAAAAGAUGAGACGUUUAUAGUUCAACACCUGAAUCACUAGGAGUGCCACUCUAGCUCCGGUAAACGAUGUUCCAAAAUGCCUAACAGGUGGUGUGAAUUUGUGCGCUGUAAAUACCGGAAAUGAGGUUAGUGACACAGGCUCACACAUGGAGUGAGUGGUGGAGACCGAAUCUGCGACCGUGCCAUCUUUAUCCAGUACCUUCAACACAAGUACCAGUGUGCUUUACGGGUGUGUUUAUCAUUUUCACACGGAAGCUUUUCAACUCUAACUUGGCUCAGUAUGAGUGAGUGCGAAUCUGAGUGUGAACGGGACCUGCAAUGGACUGGGUAGUGUUACGUAGUACACCUGUUCUGAAAGCGUACCAAAAAAUUAAUUUAGACUGCCCAUUGGAGUCAACCCCACCUACUUGGGAUGACCAUUGGAAUAAACUCCACUUAAUUGGACUGCUCAUUGGAGUCAACCCCACCUACUUGGGCCACCUAUUGGAGUCAACCCCACCUACUUGGGAUGACCAUUGGAGUCAACUUCACUUAAUUGGACUGCCCAUUGGAGUAAACCCCACCUAUUUGGGAUGACCAUUGGAGUAAUCUCCACUUAAUUGGACUGCCCAUUUGAGUCAACCCCACCUACUUGGGCCACCCAUUGGAGUAAACCCCACCCAUUUGGGAUGACCAUUGCAGUCAACUCCGCUUAAUUGGACUGUCCAUUGGAGUCAACUCCACCUACUUGGACCUCCCAUUGGAGUCAAUGCCACUAAAAAAAAAA